This is a messenger RNA of Miscanthus lutarioriparius, 1497 nucleotides long. The record is from the annotation of a GenBank genome assembly. NCBI's taxonomy places the organism in Eukaryota, Viridiplantae, Streptophyta, Magnoliopsida, Poales, Poaceae.
AUGUAUAUUCUUCCUCGAUAUGCUAUUGAGAGGAAAAGGAUUAAACCCUUUAUAAGAACUAAAGUUUUCAUCGGACCACCAUGGCGCUUCUCCUCCAUCCCCGCCUCCCUUCCUCUCCGCGCGGCAGCCCACCACCACCGCGCCAUCUCGGACGCCUCUUGCCUCCUUGCCCUCCCCGGCCCCGGAAGGAAGCGCACGCUGCUCGCGGUCACGUGCCGCGCGGCCAGGGUCAAGGAGCCCGCUCCGAGCGCAGGCGCCUCGCCACCGCCGCAGGCGCUGGCGAAGGAGGCGCACAAGUACUUCGACCACGCCGUGGUCACCGUCCGCGCGGGCGACGGCGGGCACGGCACCGUGCUCGCCAUGCCGCCGGCGCCCUCCGCGGACGCCGCCAAGCCCCGCGGCAGGUUCAACCGGGGCGAGAAGAAGAGCAAGAAGGUGUCGUACAAGCGCAACUACGACGGGUCCGUGGCGCUGCCGACGGGCGGCCACGGCGGCGACGUCGUGGUGUACGCCGACGAGUCCGAGGAGACGCUGCUGCGGUUCCACGAGAAGGCGCGGUACUGCGCCAAACGGGGAGGGAACGUGGGCGCCGCUGGCGGCACGCUCAGCUCGCGGAUGCACAGCGGGUUCGCCGGGGAGACGCUCAGGAUACCCGUGCCUGAUGCCUUCACAUGGAAUUGCAGGAACUGUUGUGAAACGCUAGAAGGGGCUGUUCUGGCGGAUUUGGCUCAUCCCGGUGAUGAAGUGCUCGUUGCUAGAGGUGGACAGGGCGGGAUCAGCUUGAUAGAUGUGCCUGAGUACAGGAGGAGGAAAGCCAUGGUUUUAUCCCCAAACAUCAUGCGAGAUACUAGCGACAAAGUGUUAACUCAUGGUCAGCCUGGUGAGGAAAUAAGCUUGGAGUUGAUCUUAAGGGUAGUUGCUGAUGUUGGCCUUGUGGGACUUCCAAAUGCUGGAAAGUCAACACUUCUAUCAGCUAUAACGCUUGCAAGACUAGACAUUGCUGAUUAUCCCUUCACUACAUUAAUGCCCAAUCUUGGCCGGCUUGGUGGAGAUCCUGCUUUAGGGGCCUUACAGUUUUCCUCAGAAGCAACAUUGGCAGACUUGCCAGGUCUAAUUGAGGGCGCUCAUCUAGGAAAGGAACUAAGGAUGUAUAACCCCCAAUACCUGGAGCGACCUUAUGUUGUGGUCCUGAACAAGAUUGAUCUUCCUAAGGCCAAUGAUAGGCUAUCAUCGCUGGCCUUAGAGAUAUCUUCAAUUGGAUGUGAAGAAGGGCAUGACCAAAGUGGCAGCAAAGAUAACCUACAUGGACACGUAAGCAAUCAUCAGGUCUUAUCAGAGGCUAAAGUUGAAGGUGGUGAAAAGGAGCUUGGGGACUAUCCAAGACCUCAAGCUGUUGUGGCUGCUAGCGUGUUGAGGCAUAUCGGGAUUGACGAGAUGCUGAAGGAGAUAAGGGCAGCCCUGAGAAAAUGCUUUGAUCACAAGUUACCAGAACCUUGA